Oncorhynchus mykiss (rainbow trout) is the source of this 1841-nucleotide messenger RNA. NCBI's taxonomy places the organism in Eukaryota, Metazoa, Chordata, Actinopteri, Salmoniformes, Salmonidae. The record is from RefSeq and is a predicted model, not a curated record.
GUCAAAGGUACAUCCAGCAUCUGUAAGAAGAGUCGCAGCGUCCUCCUCGAGCCGAAGUUUGAUCUCUGCGCGCAGACGACGGAUUCUAAUUCCACAAGUACGAUGCGUCAUCGGAAGUGUUUUGGGAAUGUAUGUACCGCCGUUUACCUGUGGACGGCGUUCUGCUUUAAAGGUUGUGUUGGUGGUCAGUACCAGCGGAAGCUGUACAAGGAUCUGUUGACUAACUAUAACCGUCUGGAGAGACCAGUGUUCAACGACUCAGCUCCUAUACUGGUGGAACUGGGCUUCACACUGUUACAGAUCAUAGACGUGGAUGAGAAGAACCAGGUUCUGAUGACCAACGCCUGGCUGCAGCUGCACUGGACAGAUACUUACCUCUCCUGGAACCCAGAGAACUUCCCAGGUGUUCAGAACCUUCGUUUCCCCUCCAAUCAGAUCUGGGUUCCUGAUAUCCUCCUCUACAACAGUGCAGACGAGAGGUUUGAUGCUACCUUCCACACCAACGUCCUGGUCAACUCCUCUGGGUCCUGCCAGUACAUUCCACCAGGUAUCCUGAAGAGUACAUGCUAUAUCGAUGUUCGCUGGUUCCCCUUCGACGUCCAGAAGUGUGAUCUGAAGUUUGGCUCGUGGACCUACAACGGCUGGCUGCUGGACCUCCAGAUCCUGGACGUAGACAUCUCCUCAUACAUCCCCAACGGAGAGUGGGAUCUCGUGGGUGUCCCAGUGAAGCGUAACGAGCUGUAUUAUGACUGCUGUAAGGAGCCCUACCCUGAUGUCACCUUCACUGUCACCAUGAGGAGGAGAACACUGUACUACGGUCUCAACCUGCUCAUCCCCUGUGUCCUCAUCUCUGGCCUGGCCCUGCUGGUCUUCCUGCUGCCUGCAGACUCUGGAGAGAAGAUCUCCCUGGGUAUCACUGUGUUGCUGUCUCUGACUGUCUUCAUGUUGCUGGUAGCAGAAAUCAUGCCGGCUACGUCAGACUCUGUUCCUCUCAUCGGCCAGUAUUUUUCCUUCGCCAUGAUGAUCGUGGGUCUCUCUCUCGUCGUCACGGUUCUCGUUCUACAGUUCCACCAUCACGACCCUCACGGGGUAAAGAUGCCUAAAUGGAUGAGAGUCAUCCUCCUCAACUGGUGUGCCUGGUUCCUCCGCAUGAAGAAGCCUGGCGAGGAACGCAAGACGACCACCAGCUCCACCGUCACCCCCAACACCAAUACUACCCCCAGCUCCGCCACAGGAGGCUACAAGUACUCCCACCCUCCCCCUCACCACGCCAGCACCAGCUCCAUCCAGAUGGGCUCCAUCCCUGGGGGACAGCCCUCCAAUACCUCAACCACCAACGGCAACAUGAACCUGUACUUCGGCUACCACUCCGUGGGUAUGGGAGGGAUGGGAUCCCUCGGAGGGUCUCAUGAUAACCCCUGCUGCCCGCCUAGCAGUGACUCUUCUGGGGUUGGGGUCUGCAGUGGAGGGGCUGGGGGUGGUAGUCAGACCACGGGGACAGGUGGAACGUGUUCCCCCAACGAGGCGCUACUCUCUGACCGGGACGCGGGGAUCCUCCGGAGGUUGACGGUGGACCAGAUCCCGGAGAUCGGGCGGAUCCUGGAGGAAGUUCAUUUCAUCGCCCAGAGGUUCAGGGAGCAGGACGAGGGAGAGGCGGUCUGCAGCGAGUGGAAGUUUGCGGCGGCGGUCGUGGAUCGUCUUUGUCUCGUGGCGUUCACCAUCUUCUCCAUCAUCGGCACGUUCACCAUCCUCAUGUCGGCGCCCAACUUCCUAGAGGCUGUGACCAAGGAUUACCUCACAUAAUGUGGCUUUUAUCUCGGCUGGCUAAUUGGGCUAACGCU